AUGGCCAUUCUAAGUCUUUCACAAUGGGAUCCUUUCAAGCUGGACGCUCUUGGUCUAGUGACUCUCUUUGGGGCCAAGGAGAUGAACACGUCUAUUGGCAACCUCACAGAAAGCAAGUUCACCGAGUGGCUCCCGAUUUUGGGAUCCUAUGCUGUCGCCAACAACGAGAUUGCAGAACCGGAACAGGGCUUUGUUCUGUAUAACAUCACCGACGGUAUCAUGGCAACGGACGUGUCCAGUUGGUUCACUCGCUGGUUAACAUCUUAUCCCAUAACAUACAGUGCCACAACAAUCCACUUGAAGACGAAUGGCAAACCCGUACCGACCGCACGCACAAUAUGCUCGCUCCUGAUCGGACUAUUUACCUGCGGACUCCUUCUCAUCAUGACCAUAAUGACAGCAGACUGGUGGGGGGUAGCGAACGUUACCGCUCUUUGCUUGAAUGUGCUCAUAAGACAACAAAUGGUUCUCAUGCUGCGUUCGUCAGUCAACAAGGCAAUGGAAGACUUGGCCGACAACCCGGGGCCAGACGUAAAGGUGUUUCUCACUCUCCCGAAUGGCAAAGCAGUAACGAUACUGGGGCCGCGUCAGGUUUUAGUGGGCGUCAUACUGACAGACCCUCAUCCUCUACACCCCAAGAUUUACUUUUUUUGGAGGGCUGCGGCCUGGGGAGCUUUCGGUACACACGCCGUCUCCUUGGGUAUGACCACUCUAUUCAACCAGAUACUAUCCAUUGUGGCACUUUUAAGCAGCACUUAUUUAACGGCGAUCCAUGUGGGGGACCGGCGAGAAGCCAUUGGUAAGAGGCUUUGGCUUGAGGUAGAAAUGGGUGAUCCGUCAUGGUCUCGUGGCCCUGCAUAUGCUAGGAUGGCAAUGUCAGAAGCGGAAGAGCAGUCAAUGGUCAGUUGGGGGCUGAUGCCUCAGAGGUCAAAUACCCAGUGGUGGAAGAGGUACCGGGACAGAUACCCAGAAACCUGUACAAAGCAGCAAGGGGGGUUGGAGAAUGGGACUUGA
This is a messenger RNA of Metarhizium robertsii ARSEF 23, 1014 nucleotides long. RefSeq lists its product as uncharacterized. The record is from RefSeq and is a predicted model, not a curated record. The transcript has a single exon. NCBI's taxonomy places the organism in Eukaryota, Fungi, Ascomycota, Sordariomycetes, Hypocreales, Clavicipitaceae. Bases 1 to 1014 code for a protein of 337 amino acids.